Cataglyphis hispanica is the source of this 1029-nucleotide messenger RNA. RefSeq names its product lamin-C-like. Bases 1 to 1029 code for a protein of 342 amino acids. NCBI's taxonomy places the organism in Eukaryota, Metazoa, Arthropoda, Insecta, Hymenoptera, Formicidae. The record is from RefSeq and is a predicted model, not a curated record. The transcript has 3 exons.
AUGACGUCGAGCAAAUCUAUCGAGAAAAAAAUCACGGCGGCAUCGUUGUCUGAGCACGUGGCGACGGGUAAUUUCAACGAUGAUCAAGCAUGUGACGCGGCGAGAACCCAAUUGUCGAUAAUAAACCUCCAUGCCAUCAAAGAUAUAAUAACCGAAAUCAAGAUUGCCGACCAGCGCAAGCUCUCUGUGGUGCUGAAAAUGCACGCCGAAAUGGCCAGGAAAUGCGCCAAACUCCAAAUGGAUUUUAAACGUCUGCAGGAUGAUUCCAAAGAUCUCCAAAACGAAUUGGAGAAGAAGACAAAGGACUUAGAGACAGCAGAGCGAAAUGCGAUGAUAUGUAAAACAUGCUGCACAAAUCUGCAAUUGCAGUUGGAUCAAUCGCAGGCGGAGAUGAAUAAGAUGCUUGCGAAGAAAGAUCGAGAUUCAAAGCAGGAAAUUGAUCGAUUGCAAGCAUUGCUCAACGAAUCUCAAAAACAAAAGAUAGAUAAGAUUUUUGAGUUAGAUGAAUUACGCGAUCGAAAUAAGGAGCAGAUGCGUGCUAAUCGAGAGGAGAUUAAAUUGCAAUAUGAAAACAAAAUCAAGAAUAUGGCAAAAAAGUUACGAAAGAAAAAGAAGACCACAUGUUUCGUCGAGUUGGAGGAGUCCGAGUGGACGAAAAUGGAACUGCAACCGGAAAUCCUGGAGAAUAUCAUCCGGGGAUUAAAAGCCAAGGGCGAGCAGUACAUGCGGAUGAAGGUCAAGAUCUCCGAUGCGCCGAAACUGCUUAGGAGCACAGAACUCUCCAAACUCCAAAUCGACAUCAAACACCUGUGCGAUAAUAAGGAAGAUCUCAAGAGCAAUGGUACAUGGAAUUUAUUUGGGAAACACCAUCGUUGGAAACGUUUCGGGAAAAGCAUAUUUAAUUGUCAUAAGUACUUUGUACGAAGAAGCAGAAGUAUAUGUCCCGACUUUACGCCUAAACCGUUGGGCGAAUUGUUAGACGAUCAUAAAUCAAAUCUCGAGGGUCUGGGCAAUCCACAAAACAAAUAA